AUGCCAUCUGGCAAUGCUUUUGAUAUGUAUGCCUCUGCAGACGCUCCUUCGAGCAUAAAACACCCCGGGGAGAGUAGUGGUGAGCCUUCCAGAAAAAGGACUCGACCAGAAGACCCUCCGGCUCCUGCUCUGUCCAGAACUACAACACCUCCUCCUCCUCCUCCUCACAGUACCCCUCCUUUCGAGCAGCCGGGAAUAUCUUUGGCCACUAAUCUAUUGAAUAAUGCCUUUAAUUCUACUUACGAAAAGUUGCAAAAAUUUUCCAAGCACCGUCGCAGCCAGGAAGCCUUCGUCAAUCUUCCCCCACUGAAGCACAGCCAGGUCCUUAGUCGUGGGAUUACUGAAGUCCUCAACGGUAUCUUGACCAUGAGCAAUGGAUGGUGUCGCGCUGAGGAGAUCGAGGCCAUACACGCCGAGGAGAUUAAGGUGGCUAAAGGCAAAGUCACUAGUUUAUCCGAGGAGCUAAAGAGGACCCAGGAAGAACUGGCCAAAGUCAUUGCUGCCAAGGAGAAGUUCAAGGAAGCUUCGGAGAAUAACUUCAAGGAAGCAGCCAAACUUCAAGAAGAUCUGGUGGCCAGUAUCAAGGAGGCUAUUGGACUGGAGGAACGGGUCAAGCUGCUCGAGGAAACCAAUUCCCAAAACCUAGAGAGGUUUAGAGAAGCUACCUUUAACUGCUUCUACUUGUUCUGGAAGAACAACAAAGAGGCGAAUUUCGACUACCUUCCCAAGAAAAUGAGGCAGGUUGAACUCGCGAAGUGCGCUGCUCGCCAAGAAGAGGAAAGGAAUGCUCAGAAUGCCUCAGACUCUCCUGAAAUCUCUCUGGCGAUAGGCAUCGAAGGUGCUGAAGAAGAUGCUGGAACAUCAGUCGACCAGCAGUCUCAGCAAGACCCACCUCCAACUGCACAAUAA
Humulus lupulus (European hop) is the source of this 909-nucleotide messenger RNA. Its product is annotated as protein IQ-DOMAIN 19-like. Bases 1 to 909 code for a protein of 302 amino acids. The transcript is spliced from 2 exons. The record is from RefSeq and is a predicted model, not a curated record. NCBI's taxonomy places the organism in Eukaryota, Viridiplantae, Streptophyta, Magnoliopsida, Rosales, Cannabaceae.